CGCCUUCACGUCAACGAGCUCACCGCGGCCUCCAUUUUGCAAUAUUUUGCGAGCUAGCGGCUUCCUUUCGUAAAGUGCAGCAUUAGGUAAUAAAGUGCAGCGAAGAUUUCAAGCUGAAGAUAUAUUCUCCCGGACACAACGAUGGCUGAACCAUCCGCAGACGUGGCGGUUCCGGAGGGCGCAGAGGUCCGCAAGCUGUCGGAGCUGAGAGUUAUCGACCUGAAGGCCGAGCUGAAGAAACGAAACCUGGACACCACGGGCGCCAAGAGGGUGCUGUCCGAGCGCCUCAAAAAGGCAAUCGACGAAGAGGGUGGAAAUCCCGACGAGAUAGUCGUCGCUCCCGAGUCGAAUCCAAAGAGAUCCAACGUUACACCGAAGCGGGCCUCCAAAGAUAUGAGGCCCGAGAACGAUGAACCAGAGGACAGUACUAUCGAAGAGGAUCCCACUAUGGAAGAGCCUCAGGAUUUUCCUGAGAACAUGCAGGAAAUGAACAUCCUCGACAUGAACGUUCUCGACGAGACCGAGAAUGACAACGGGAUACCAGCCGAGGAUGACGAGGACGAAGCCUCAAAUGUCCACUCUGACGAAGAUGCCCUGUUGAACGAAGAACCCGAUGAAGACGCGAUGUUGAAGGAAGAACCCGACAGCAGGACCAUCGAGUCAGAGAAUGAAGCAAGAGGCCCAGAGACGGAUGAGCCUGAGGUGUUAGAUAUGACUGAACACGUGACAAGCUCAUCAACCAAUGUGGCUCAGGAUCCAGAUGCAGAUGACGUGAAAGAAGUAACAGAAAAUGACAAAGUAGCCGGCUCUUGUUUAUCUGAGCCACUUAACGAAGAUCACCAGGAGAGCCUCGGGACGAGCCCUGAAGAAGAGCAAGCUGCCACUGCCGGAGGGGAAGACAAUGUGUCCGACACCGGUGCCGCGUUCGAGAACGCCGCCGCUGGAGACGUGGAGAGCGCCAUGGAUGUUGUUGAGACUUGCGCUAAAGAGGUCGGGGAGGCCCAGAAUGCCCCAGAAGAGACAUUUGACGCAGAAAACGAAAGCUCGCAGGCUGUUAGUGUAAGCGAACAAGGCACUGUGGGUGAAACUGUUGAUUCAGAAAUGGGGUCUAAGAAGGGUGAGGAGGAUGAGAAGACAGAAGACAAAGCUGCUGCGGACUCAGCCUCCACAGUGAAAGAGUCCUCUUCUGUAGAGGGCGAUGAUCAGAAAAAGAGCGCUGAGGAGAACGAUGGCGCGACUGAGUCAAAAGAUGAAAAGGUCGCUGGAGGCGCUGCAGCUACCUGUAGCAGGAAUCUGUGGGUCAGUGGGCUGUCUUCCACUACUAGAGCGACGGAUCUGAAAACUCUCUUCAGCAAAUAUGGCAAGGUUGUUGGAGCUAAAGUUGUGACCAACGCCAAGAGCCCCGGGGCUCGCUGCUAUGGUUUUGUCACCAUGUCUACAUCCGAUGAGGCCACCAAGUGCAUCAGCCACCUUCACAGGACUGAGCUGCACGGCAAGAUGAUCUCUGUGGAGCGGGCUAAAAACGAGCCCGUGGGGAAGAAGCCAGCAGAUAAGAAUGACCCCAAGAAGCCUGCUGGUGACCGGAGACCAUCUUCUGAGUCCAAAGCUGAAGAGAAAGAUGAGAAGGCCGAGGGAGACGGAAAGGAUGGCAAAGGGCAAAAUGAGAGGACGGUAAUUAUGGACAAAUCCAAAGGAGAGCCCGUCAUCAGCCUCAAAACUAAAAGCAAGGAACGAAGCUCAAAAAGCCGGGACCGCAGUUCACUCAGUAAGGAAAAGAAAGAAAUCUUGACGUUUGACCAGAUCAAGGAGCAGAGAGAGCGGGAGCGACAGAGGCAACGAGAGCGAGAGGUCCGAGAGGUGGAGAGACGCAGUGACCGAGACAGCCGGGAAGCCAUCCGCCCGGACCGCGAGCGCGAACGAAUCCGCCUGUUCCGAGAGAAAGAGGAGAGGAAACACUUGCUCCGGAAGAGAAGCUGGCUGGAGGCCGAGAAGCAGCGGCUCGACGCGGACCGCAUGGAGCGUCAGUUCCUGGAGCGGGAGAGGCUGCGCAUAGAGUACGAGAGGCGGCGCGAGCAGGAAAGGAUCCUCAGGGAGCGCGACGAGCUGCGGCGGCAGCAGGAGCAGCUGCGCUACGAGCAGGCCCGCCGCUCCAUGAAGAGGCCCUACGAUAUGGAUGGCAGGAAAGAUGACUGGCCCGACAAGCGCAUGGCCCUUGAUGACCGAUACAGCCGCUCAGACUUCGGUCGCCAGGAGCGUUAUCAGGACUUCGACCACAGAGACCGAGGCCGUUACCAGGACGACCUGAUGUUGGACAGGCGGGACAGCGCUCGCGGCGCCGGCGCAGACCGAGUCGGUCAGCAUUUCUCGGACAGGUCAGAGAGACACGGCAGAGACGGCCGAGACUCCUGGAGUGGAAGCUACGACAAGCGCAUCAACCCCAGGGAAGGAGUUCGAGACUGGGACUCCAGUCGGAAAGCAGAUGGAGACAGAACAUGGCAGAGUAGAGACGGGGCCAUCCCGGGACAGAGCCACAUUACACGAGGUGGAAUAGCAAGCCGCGGAAGCUACAUGAACACAGGAACAUCUCAGUCCCUGUCCGGAGCUCUCAACAGGCAGAACCAGCUGCUGCAGGGCAGCGGCCUGCAGGGCGGAGCGUUCGGCCGACGCUACUGAUGUCGCGAUACAACAGUUUGACUGUCUCAGGACGGAUUUGACUUUUCUUUUGUUUUGUACAUUUUUAUUUUAUUUUUUUUUUUUUUACUGUUUUUUUUUUUUUUUUUUUGACACUUCCAAUCCAUUUUUUGAUGGAGAUGUUUUGUUUUUCACUUAGAUUCUCCUUUUUGUGUUUCUCUUUAGUGUGUGUGUGAUGUAGUGAUCUCCUGCCUUCUAUUUAUCAGUCAAUCCAACCCACCAUGAUAGUGUAACACAGCCGUUAAUGUGUUGUGAAUGCAGGUGGGCCUGUGGAUGCGUCACAGAGCUCUGUGUUGUGAAUUAAGAUGUUUCCUAGACCCCUGAGUCAGUGGACCUAACCUCGCCCAGUUUGUCCCAGUUGGUCUGAAGCAUUCUGGGCAAUUUCCAGUCUCAAUAAAUUAGCCGUUGCUGCAAUUACCUUCUUCAUAGCUCAUUCAAAAAAAGAUAUUUGGAGUUUUGCUGAAGAGUAAAAUGUUUUUAAAGGUCAUUUCAUUCACAUUAUUAUUAUCCAUGCUUGUUAGAUUUUCCUUUUGAAAUGUAUUUCAAUUUGUUUGGAUAAUGGUAAAUGCACCACGAGCGUCUGUGUUCACAAACUAUCGAUUUAAGAUCUGUUCUAAAAUCUUAAUGUAAUGUAUUAUGUCCGUUUCCUGUAACUUAAUUUUUUUCUUUUUUGUUUGUAAAUGUGUCAUAUUUAGUCCUUUUGACGCCAUGCUCUCAAUAAAAUGUACUCCAUACAUAAAAGAUGAUCCAUCUCUCUGCAGUGGUGCUACUGAAAUAAAUCUAAUUUUCAGUA
Molecule: messenger RNA, 3484 nt
Organism: Gasterosteus aculeatus aculeatus (three-spined stickleback)
Lineage: Eukaryota; Metazoa; Chordata; Actinopteri; Perciformes; Gasterosteidae
Source: RefSeq, a predicted model, not a curated record